This is a messenger RNA of Amphiprion ocellaris (clown anemonefish), 2146 nucleotides long. RefSeq names its product prokineticin receptor 1a (gene prokr1a). The coding region runs from base 161 to 1258 and encodes 365 amino acids. NCBI's taxonomy places the organism in Eukaryota, Metazoa, Chordata, Actinopteri, Pomacentridae. Gene Ontology annotation, cellular component: membrane. Gene Ontology annotation, molecular function: neuropeptide receptor activity. The record is from RefSeq and is a predicted model, not a curated record. Gene Ontology annotation, biological process: neuropeptide signaling pathway. The transcript has 3 exons.
UCAGCUCAGAUUUCCUCGGAUCGGCGGGAGCGCGCACAGCGGGGCGGAACAUGACGCGUCGUGAACGCGCUCCCGCUCGUCUCGCGGUCCAGCGGAGCAGAGCGCGCAGAGGAGCUGCAGCUUCAGACACGACGAUCCGAGCAUGUUGUCGUGAUCCAGGAUGGACGACCCGAUCAACAGCAGCUUCCUAGACUACGAGGUUCCCGUGGAGGAGAUUCCCGACACCACGCAGGGCCCAGCCUUCUUCGGGGCCACCAUCAUCAUCGCCGUGGUCCUGGUGGUCAUCAUGCUGGUGUGCGGCGUCGGAAAUUGCCUGUUCAUCGCUAGCCUGGCCCGCUACAAGCAGCUGAGGAACCUGACCAACCUGCUGAUUGCCAACCUGGCGGUGUCGGACGUGCUGGUGGCGGCAGUGUGCUGUCCCUUCCUGCUCGACUACUACGUGGUGAAGCAGCUGUCCUGGGACCACGGCCUGCUGCUCUGCGCCGCCACCAACUACCUUCGCACCGUGUCGCUCUACGUGUCCACUAACUCUCUGCUGGCCAUCGCCGUGGACAGGUACAUGGCAAUCCUUUACCCUUUGAGGCCUCGGAUGAAGCACCAGACGGUGUACUGCAUGAUCCUGGCGGUCUGGAUCGUCCCCGUCUUCAUCUCAAUCCCAUCCGCCUACAUGGCCUCAGAGACAACGUAUCCUCACCCGGAAGGUCACAGCCAAAAGACGUUCUGCGCUCAGAUCUGGCCUGUGGACCAGCAGCUCUACUACCGCUCCUACUUCCUGCUCAUCUUCGCUCUGGAGUUCGUGGCGCCCGUCAGCGCCAUGGCAGUCUGCUAUGCCCACAUCUCCAGGGAGUUGUGGUUCAAGGAUGUCCCCGGUUUCCAGACGGAGCAGAUCCGGAAGCGGCUGCAGAGGCGGCGCCGGACGGUGGUGGUUCUGAUCCUGGUUCUGGUGGCCUACGUCCUCUGCUGGGCUCCAUACUACAGCUUCACCCUGCUGAGGGACUUCUACCCCACCCUGAUCUCCAGGGACAGGAACUCCCUGGUGGCCUUCUACAUCAUCGAGUGCAUCACCAUGAGCAAUGGUGUCAUCAACACGCUCAGCUUCGUUAGCAUCCGCAGCAACACCAGGCGCCUGAAGAAGGCGGGAAAGUUCCCACCGAGGCUGGUGACGUUUGUCGCCGCCACCAAGUCGGCGGACAAAGGGGAGGCUCGGACAUCCUCCCUCAGAGUGACCGAGGACGUGGACGGAACCCAUUUCAGGUAGAACCAAAGGAGGGAUGAGAACCUGACAGAACCAACCACAGAUCAGAUUACUGGACAGAAAGUUAGAACCUCCGAAUGAAAUGCUCUGAUCAACAGUAUUCACCUCUUUGGAAGGUUCCCCUUCAGUACUUCACAACACUAAUAGGGUCCUUUGGUCAAAACACCAAAUGAAGACUCUUUGAUGUCAAAGUGAAAACAGAUUUCUACAAAGUGAUGUUAAAUAAUUCAAAUAUAAAAUAAGUUGAUUGCAUAAGUACCCCCCUCUUUAAAGUGACUAACUCAGAGCAGCCAGUUGGUUCUAGAAGUCAUUAAUGGAUGAUCUGAGGUCAGUGGUUGUAGAAUAAAGACUCCUGGAUCUGGAAGGACCAGUCUCUGGUGGAUCAGAACUCCUGGAUAGAAGUACACCAUGAAGACUAAAGAACCAAGAAACUCUGAGAAAAGGUUGUUGGAAAGCAUCAUUGAUACAUCAUCAGCCUGGAAAUGUAAAAACAGAAGGAUCACUGGAUUUCCUACUUUCUGACCGUCUUUGAAUGCACCCUGUGUACCUUUCAAGGCCUUUUCCAUGGACCUGGUUCUGUUUGAGUUUAGGAACCUCAUGUUGACCUGCUACAACCCUGACAGGUCGGUUGGUCGCCAGCUGGUGUUUCCGAUUUAAAACGGACAAAAAUCUGUGAACAAAAAGCUUCAAUAUUUUAUUUGUCUUUCUUCCUGGUGUUCUGUGGAAGAUCCAGAACCAGGUCACGUAGAUCUGCUGGACACCACGAUGUCCAACAUCCUGCUUGGUUCUGGUUCUGUUGUUGUUCUACAGCUGCGCCUCAGAAUUUUUUAUCAAAACGUUAAAGACCUAAAAGUGAAUAAAAUUUUGGUUUUAACCUCAGAAUUCUUUUUA